CUGGCUCCGCCUCUCCUGCAUUUCAUCCUUUACCGCAGCAACCAGGGCAGUCCAGCCUACAUUGCCUGAACUUGCUGCCCCCUCCACCACUUUCUCUCGCCGUCCAGGGUCACAAAUCACGCGUGGUUGGUGCAGGACAUCAAACUUCUGUUGCAGGCUUUACGCAACAUCUGGCACCAGCCUCAUCUAGUAAUGAUGUUGACGUGACUGUUUCAUUUGCUCAACCGUGUGUUGAACCUGUUUAGGCGUGAUGGUUUAGCAAGACAUCAGUGGUUGUGAAAGUUUGCGCGCACGAGAAACCAUCGGAGGAGCCUUGGGGUUGAGCUUGCCGGGGUCUGCUCUUACGAAUAUCAAAUGAACUUGACGUGGAGGAAGAAGUUAGAAAAGGACGCCUGCCUCUACAGAUCUGUCCUUGUCAUACAUCUACCCAGCUUGAAUUGAGACAAGGAGUACAAGACUUUUAAGAUCGGUGUGACGGAGCGAAUCGGGUCUUCAGGCAUAUCGCUUCGCCGAGUUUUCUCUACAGUGGUCCUGCCUUUUCUUACACCGAUCCACAUUUUACGGGAGUUCAUUCAUUAACAUAAUGAUCAAUCUCAUGUUUAUUUGACGCACGAAACGCUUUGACGCAAGCUCGUGAGCAAUAUUUCCAAUGAAGCUUCCUGAGGUUCAAAGUGGUCACUUUGUUUGAUAUGUUCCAUUUUCCAGUGCAUUCAUCAGUGGAACAGGUGGGAAUUAUGGAAAUGUAGUGAAAGAUGUUUUAAGGAUCUUACCGAUACGAUUCUAUUGGAAGGAGGUCGAGCAUCUCAAUGUGGGAAAAUCUUAUUCAGACAUUCUGAGAUUCGGAGUGUCGGUGAUGGCGAACUUGAGGCUGGUACGAUGCAGGUCGACGCCAGACAUAGCGAAGUUGCGUCUUACGCUAUGUGUAGUGUUUAUCGUUUGGGGAAGUGUAGUUGAAGCCCAGCCAGGUCUUCCUUUUCCACCUCCUGCGAGCUUCGGGUUAGCUCCCCCGGUGAUAAUUCCUCCACCAGGCGUGGCGCUUCCCCCACCAGGUGUGGCUCUUCCUCCCCCAGGGGGGUUCACUGUCCCACCCGGCACUGUUGCGCCCCCAGGUUACGUCAAUCCCGUUCCUCCGGGGACCUCAGAAGAUCAGGCUCGUUUGAUAGUGUACAAGCAGAUUCAGACCAUGACCGCCAAUUUAACAUCGGAACUGGAGCGAAAAUACAGCUUUUGCAUCACCGACGGGGAGAGGGAGAGGGACGAGGUUUUUGGGUUUGGACCGGAUUCUCCAUUUUUAAACAAGUGUUUUCAAGACACUGAUGGAACGAUUUCGCAGCGCCUGUGUGGGAUGGGGGAGGUGAAGUUGUACUUCAGCAACAUCAAGGAUUUGGACAAUCCUACGCCGAACCUCAAUUGCAACGCCACGUCGUGGACUUUAGGGUGUGAAGCGGGCUGGGCUGCUGCCAAGAUCACCCAAGGAGGUCUUGACAGUGACGUAAUUCCGGUUCGCAAUAUUUUGCCCCUGCCUUGUUGCGAAGGUUUCUUCUGUCCCCGGGGCCUCUCCUGCAUGAUUCCAUGCCCGCUUGGAGCUUAUUGUCCUCGAGCGGAACUAAAUGAAACAAGUGGGCUGUGUGAUCCAUAUGGUUACCAGAUGUCUCAGGGCGAAGAGCUGAAAUGUGGAGGAGCUGAUAAGUGGGCCGAUGUUCAAUCCUCAGAAAAGAUUUUCUGUCCAGCUGGCAAGUAUUGUCCUUCAACGGUCAUUGCUUACAAUUGCACCAAAGGAUUUUACUGUCGGCUUGGGUCAACAAAGCAAGAGCGUUGCUCACAACUGACAACCUGCUCAGGAGAGCAGCUUGAAAAGGAGAACUUGACUGGUGUUGGUGGCUUGAUCAUUGCGAUUUUGACUAUCACUCUGCUGCUAGUGUUUACGUGUUCGGACUGGCUCAUGGAUAUCCGUAAGAAGCGCAAGUCCAAGGCCAGAGAUUUGGCUCAAAGGCAGGCGGUAGAAAGGAUAUCUGGGCUGGAGCGGUGGUCCAAGGCCAAAGAAGCUGCUAAACGUGGGGCGACCAAUUUCUCUCGCAAGCUCAGCAAGGGUGUGUCCAGGAAACGACCGGCAUAUGAUAGAUCGGGGGAGCUUCAGUCGCUGAGCACCUUCGGUGGAGCACCGAGUCAUUUCUCGCCUCAUGGAUUGAUGGGGACGAGGAUCAGUGAGGAUGACAGUUUUCACGCGGCAUCGAUCCCUUUGAGCCCAGCCCCACUGGACACACUUACAGAAUCCAGCGACGAAGGAGAUUUGUACGCCCCUAAUCCUGCUCCCCCUGUAGUCAUUCCUGACUUUCCUGUGCCUGACGACAAUGAUAGCGUUCGCAAAAGUAAAGACGGGUCACUACGCAAAAGUAAGGAUGGCAAGGCGAAGAAACCGAGCACCGUGUCUGAGAUACGGCAGUCGCAAAGCCAAAUCUUUGCGUACGCAUAUGGCCAAAUUGAGAAGGAGAAGGUAUUUGGGAGCCAGGAUUUAGAGGGCGGGAUUGAGUACGGGACUCAAAUGAUCACCAAGAUGCGGCCCCCAAUCGAGCUCAGCUUUGUAGACCUGUCGUUGUUCUUGAAGGGUUCGGGCAAGAAGAUUCUGAGUAACGUUACCGGAAAAUUGUCGCCUGGACGGGUGACUGCUGUCAUGGGUCCGUCCGGCGCAGGGAAAACAACCUUUUUGAAUGCCCUCGCUGGAAAGGCCACGCACAGCCGCACCACAGGGGCCGUGUUCAUUAAUGAUAAACCCGAUUCCAUUCAAUCUUACAAGAGCAUCAUCGGUUUCGUGCCGCAGGACGAUAUCGUGCAUGGCAAUCUCACAGUUGAGGAGAAUUUGUGGUUCAGUGCAAGCUACAGGUUGCCUGUGAACAUGCCCAAGUGUGAUCGAGUGUUGGUAGUAGAGCGUAUCAUCGCCGCAUUGGGAUUAGGACCGAUAAGAGAUUCGCAAGUGGGAACUGUGGAGAAACGUGGAAUCUCUGGUGGGCAACGGAAGCGUGUCAACGUGGGUCUGGAAAUGGUGAUGGAGCCCUCGCUGCUCAUCCUGGAUGAGCCCACAUCAGGUCUGGACAGCACUUCUUCACGCCUUGUCCUUCAAGCCUUGCGCCGUGAAGCAAGCAUGGGGGUCAAUGUGGGCGUCGUGCUUCACCAACCGAGUUAUGGGUUAUUCAAGAUGUUCGAUGACGUGAUGUUCCUGGCUAAAGGCGGGCGCACCGUGUACCUAGGGCCCGUUAGCGAAGUGGAAGAUUACUUUGCAGGGAUAGGGUUGGUUGUACCGGAGCGAAUCAAUCCGCCUGAUCACUACAUGGAUGCGCUGGAGGGCAUCGUUGUGCCUCCAGACCAACCUGACUUCGACCCCAAGAACUUGCCGGUCAUGUGGAUGAUUAACAAGGGCUACAACAUCCCCGCUGAUUUGUCCGCUAUGGCCGCGGAGUUUCAGCGCUCGGGCAAAAGUAUGAAGAAGCCUAAGAAGAAGCCCAAGCGCAAUACCACCUUCUUCCAAGAUUUCUGGUCAGAAAUCCGGACCUUUGUGAUAGUGAAGAAAGAUUCGAUCAUGAAUUCGUUUCAGAGGGUGGAGAACAAAUCUGGCCGUGUCACUCCUGGAUUCUUUUCCCAGUUCUUUAUUAUUUUUCGCCGAUUGGCUAAGCAACGCUUUCGGGAAGCCCGCGUGCAAUUUCAAGACUACAUAAUACUGUUGAUGGCGGGGGCAUGUCUAGGUCCUCUUUCGAACAUGAAGGACACCACCCUUGGAACUGGCGGCUAUUUUUACACUCUUAUUGCUCUCGCGCUGCUGGUUAUGAUUGCAUCGUUGAGAACAUUUUCAAAUGACAAGCUCACAUUCUGGCGAGAGAGUGCGUCAGGGAUCAAUCGUGGAGCGUACUUUUUAGCCAAGGACGUGGUAGACUUAUUUAAUGUGGUUAUCAAGCCCGUCAUUUACCUCUCUAUGUUCUAUUUCUUCAGUAACCCCCGGUCAACAUUUGCAAGUAAUUUUACUGUCACCUUGGUUCUAGUGUAUUGCGUGACGGGUAUUGCGUACAUCUGUUCUAUUCUGCUCCAGCCGGCUCCAGCUCAACUGUGGUCUGUAUUUUUACCUAUUUUGGCGACGUUGAUUAUUUCAGUGAAACGGACUGGUGCCCUGCUCACGUUUCAAUACUUCAGCUAUGCCCGUUAUGCCAACGAGGCUUACGUCAUCGCGAACGCUGCAAAUUACAGAGGAGUCUGGAUUAUUACACGGUGUGCCGUUCUGCAGGGACAAAACUAUGCGAUUGAUCACUGGAUGCGUUGUCUUAUAAUUCUGGUAGCCUACGGUGUGGCUGCCCGCCUUAUCGCCGUUAUCUGCUUGUUCACCAGCAAUCGUAGCAAGCAGAAGUGAUUCUUGAAUCACGCCCUCCAAAUUAAGAUCACGAGCAGAAUAUUGUUUCGGAGCGUAUUGGACCAAAGGUUCGGCUUCAAAGUGGCUUGUGGCAUAUUAGUGAUGGUGGGGUUUCAGCAUUGGGCACCUCAUCCAAAUAAUAAAGCUCUUGGUUAGUAACACUAGGGACAGUGAAGGGUGAACCAAGGCCAUGUACCAUGUUCUCAUGUCACACAUACAGUUCUUCCGUGGAAUUUCAGCAAAUGUCCAUGGUAGCAUCUCCACCCCCCCCUGCUCCAUAGAGGGGAAACGAAGUAUGUUAGGACUGAGUGAGGUCUAUUUCCAAGACCACAUUGCAGGGUAGUUUAGGACGAGAAGUAGUCGUAGGGACAGACAGUUAGUGGGAAGGUUCUGAUGGACGCAAGAGUUGUAGAUUACAAUCAGCAGCUUUUGGUACGACUGCGUGAGGCUAUGUACCUCAGUUAGUGGGUUCCCAAAUUUGUGUAAUCAUGGUUCACAUGAAUGAGUUUUUAAUCGAGUUUGGAAGCACGUUGUGGUGACAUGGACAACUUA
Molecule: messenger RNA, 4945 nt
Organism: Physcomitrium patens
Lineage: Eukaryota; Viridiplantae; Streptophyta; Bryopsida; Funariales; Funariaceae
Source: RefSeq, a predicted model, not a curated record